AUGGCAAUCGAUGGCGAAGGGACUAUAAGUUUGGUGUGGCAAGAUAAGAAAAAGUCUUACCACUUGGAGGGUGGGGACGUGAUCAGAGUCCCUGCCGGAACUACUGUUUACUUCAUCAGCAGCGGACGUGAUGGACAAGUUCAGAUCGCCAAGCUAAUUCAGCCCGUUAAUAUUCCCGGCACAUUCAAGGAAUUUUACCCUGUCGGUACCGAAAACCCGGAAUCAUACUACACGGUAUUCAGCAGCGAAAUUCUAGAGAGUUCUUUGAAAACAUCAAGGGAUCAAAUAGAAAGGCUGUUUGGGCAACAGAGGCAGGGCGUAAUGAUAAGAGCCAGCGAAGAGCCACGGCAGGCACUGAGCGAACACCAUGGUUGGUUGAAAAAUAAAGGCCACGGCUUGAAAGGUCCAUUCAAUCUGCUGGACCGGGAGCCAAUCUAUUCCAAUGAGUUCGGCUUCCAAGCCUCACCUGACGAGUUCAAGCAACUUCACGACUUGGGCGUCUCUGGCUUAAUAAUGGUGCCGCACUAUAACUCAAAGUCGAUGACGGUGGUGCUUGUGGUAGGAGGAAAUGGAUGGUUCGAGAUGGCUUGCCCUCGUCUAGCCCAAGCACAGCAGAGGUGGGGCUCGGGUGGAGACAGAGAAGAAGAGGAGGAGGAGGAGGAGGAGCAAGAGACAGAGCAAGGAGGUAGUGCAAGAUACCAAAAGGUAACAUCCCAACUGUCACCUGGCGACGUUUUCGUCAUCCCGGCGGGUCACCCAAUCGCUAUCGUCGCGGAGCAGAACGAGGAUCUGAAAAUGGUUGGGUUCAGAAUCAAUGCUCAUAAGAACGAGCGAAUCUUCCUCGCAGGGAAAGAGAACAUAAUCAACCGGAUGGACAGAGAGGUCAAGGAGCUGUCCUUCGACCUCCCCGCGAGAGAAGUGGAUCGCGUUUUCAGGAACCAGGAAAAGUCCUACUCCGUGUCCUCGGAGCAGCAGCAACCUCAGCGUGAGCGGAGAGAUCGCCACAAAAUCGAAAAAAUCGAAGGGUCACAACGACUCCGACAGAGCAAGCGGAUGGACAAAAGUGACACUAAAGGGUCGGAAGGAUCGUCGUCAUCGUCUAUGGCGUCGAUACUGAACCUGGCCGGCCUUUCCUGA
This is a messenger RNA of Eucalyptus grandis, 1137 nucleotides long. RefSeq names its product vicilin Car i 2.0101. The transcript has 7 exons. Lineage: Eukaryota; Viridiplantae; Streptophyta; Magnoliopsida; Myrtales; Myrtaceae. The coding region runs from base 1 to 1137 and encodes 378 amino acids. The record is from RefSeq and is a predicted model, not a curated record.